AACAACAUUCUGGUGACCACCAAUAUACCGAUAUUACACACCGACGGGCCGCCUCGCACAGCAGGACGUCGUUUCGGUUCGUAGGAACUUGUAACUUGUCAGCAUGGGAGGAAAGUAAUCGCUAGAGAGUUGGAAGACUUGUGUUUCUCCGUGAGGUUCAGGCAUAAAAACCCCUCUGAGAUCAUUCGAUCUCUUCACUUCCUUCCCUCAAGUUGGAUCUCCCGUAGUACAGACUAUCAACGAUGCAAUCCCUCCUUGCUUUCACCAUCCUCGCUACAGUUUUCUCUGGCGCAUUGGCCAGUCCGACCAAGGUCGAUACAGCCAAACGCGCAACAUGCACUGUCGACAGCGUUAGCACUGCCUCAGACUUGACCGACUGCACCAGUGUUGUUAUCACUGCUUUCGAGGUCCCUGCCGGUGACACUGUUACUAUCAAGGCCGCUUCUGGUGCUUCAAUUGAGAUGACGGGCUCUGUCGAAUUCGCAUUCACGUCCACUUCGGGUCCUCUCUGGACUUUCGAUACUACAGAUGCUACGUUUACUGGCAACGGCUUCAGCUUCAAAGGCAAUGGCGAGCUUUACUGGGAUGGAGAGGGAACCAGCGGCGGCACCACCAAACCUCACCCACUCAUUAAAUUCGAGGGUUCUGGAUCGUUCACCGACUUGAUCAUUAAGGAUUCUCCUGCACAUGCUAUUUCCGUCGGAACAACCGGUACCUCCUCAUUCACCAACAUCCUUGUCGACAAUUUGGAUGGCGCUUCUUUAGGAGCGAACACCGAUGGAUUUGACGUCUCUGCUAGUGAUGUCACUUUCAGCGGAAAUACCGUUUAUAACCAAGACGAUUGUGUCGCUAUCAACUCUGGUAGCAACAUUGUUUUCGAGAACAACUUCUGCUCUGGGGGACAUGGUAUCUCCAUUGGUUCUAUCGCCACCGGCAAGACCGUCUCCGGAGUGACGAUUUCUGGAAACACCGUUACUGAGAGCAUGUACGGAAUGAGAAUUAAGGUCGACAGUGAUGCCACGGAUGCCUCCGUAUCAGAUGUUACCUAUUCCGGAAACACAAUCUCUGCCAACGACAAGUACGGAUUCCUCAUCAGCCAGAGUUACUCUGAGGACUUUGGAACACCUGGAACUGGCAGCACAAUCUCUGACAUCAACUUCACUGGAAGCAAGACCACGGUCACUACAAGUGGCAAUUACCCUCGUGUCGGGGUUGACUGUGGUAAAUGCACCGGUACUUGGAACUGGGCUGAGAUUGACGCAACUGGUGGCGAAUCCUCUGACCUUGUUCUCGGUGGUGGCGUCGUCAUUUCAGGUGGAACUUACUGA
Messenger RNA from Lentinula edodes (shiitake mushroom), 1328 nucleotides. RefSeq names its product polygalacturonase. NCBI's taxonomy places the organism in Eukaryota, Fungi, Basidiomycota, Agaricomycetes, Agaricales, Omphalotaceae. Bases 243 to 1328 code for a protein of 361 amino acids. The record is from RefSeq and is a predicted model, not a curated record. Gene Ontology annotation, biological process: pectin catabolic process. Gene Ontology annotation, cellular component: extracellular region. Gene Ontology annotation, molecular function: polygalacturonase activity. The transcript is spliced from 15 exons.